Messenger RNA from Acanthosepion pharaonis, 456 nucleotides. The record is from the annotation of a GenBank genome assembly. NCBI's taxonomy places the organism in Eukaryota, Metazoa, Mollusca, Cephalopoda, Sepiida, Sepiidae.
AUGCAAAUCAGAAUCAAUUUGUUGGCUCCUGCCUCCUUCUCUCUGUCUCUCCCCCCCCCCGCGCUACAUCGCAACUUCUUCUUCUUCUUCUUCUUCUUCUUCUUCUUCUUUCUAAGUUUCCCCACACCCCUCCGCUCUUCCCUUGUCAGUUUCCCCACACUCGCCCUCCUCCUCCCGCUGUUCUUCCUAAUUCCCCACCUCCGGAUUCUUCUUUCUUUUUUUAGUUCCCUACACACUUCCUCUCCUUCUCUUUUCUUCUCUAAUUUCUCCUCCUCCUCCUCCUACUACUACUCUUCUUAUUCUCCCAAAAACCUCUCCUCUUCUUUAAUUUCCCACACUCCUCCUCCUCCUUAUUUCCUCACACUUCUCCUCUCCUUAUUCUUCUUAGUUCCCUACACGCCCCACUUUUCGUCUUCUUCUUCUUCUUCUUCUUCUUCUUCUUUUCUCUUUUGUUAG